Colletotrichum orchidophilum is the source of this 834-nucleotide messenger RNA. RefSeq names its product acetyltransferase/esterase. Lineage: Eukaryota; Fungi; Ascomycota; Sordariomycetes; Glomerellales; Glomerellaceae. The coding region runs from base 1 to 834 and encodes 277 amino acids. The record is from RefSeq and is a predicted model, not a curated record. The transcript has a single exon.
AUGGCAAUGGAGUUCAACCCAAGCCGUUCAGUCUUGCACAACGAGGACUGCGACAUCCACUACUGGUUCCAAGGCAAAGGCCCGCUCAUUGUCUUCAUCCCAGGAGGCAACGGCCAUGGACGGCAGUAUGACACAAUCAUCACCGCGUUGUCGGAUAGAUACACCUGCGCCACAUUCGACCGUCGCCAAAUGUCCGCGAGCCAAGCCAAGGUGAACAAGAGGCUCCACCCACCACAGCAAGCCCGAGAUAUUCGCGCCAUUAUCAAGACCCUCGGCUUCGACAAAGCCACUCUCUUCGGGAGUAGCAUGGGCGGUAUUCUCGCGUUCCAGUUCGCCAUCGACUUCCCUGACAUGGUCGAGCACAUCAUCUCCCACGAAGCGCCGACCUUCAUGCUGUUACCCAACGCCACCGAGAUCUUUGAAUUCUUGUAUAAUUGUCUCGAGAUAUAUGAGGCUUUGGGCGUCGAUGCUGCGCAGGCGGAGUUCAGCUCCAGACUUGUCGGUUACUUUGACGAAGGCGUUCCUCGGACGGGGCCGUCGGAUCCGAUGAACCCCCCUAAUCACUGGGCCAACGAGUUUGCCGUCUUGCUGGGCUAUUUGCCGAGUUUGUAUCGCAUCAAGGAGAACGGGACGAGUGUCGGGUUGAUGAGGGGCAUUCGGAGCAGAGAGGCGUGGUACGCCCAAGCGGUCGAUGAGCAGGCAAAGAUCCUGGAGUGUCCCAAGCUUGACGUCGCAGGUGCCCACGAGGGCUUCCGAGUCGAAUGCGAGGCGUUUCUCCCCUACUUUGUCGAGUUGAUGGAGAUUCUGGAGGGAGAAAGGGGGGAAAGCUCGUGA